Molecule: messenger RNA, 1575 nt
Organism: Aspergillus nidulans FGSC A4
Lineage: Eukaryota; Fungi; Ascomycota; Eurotiomycetes; Eurotiales; Aspergillaceae
Exons: 8
Coding region: 1-1575 (524 amino acids)
Molecular function (GO): FAD binding; oxidoreductase activity
Source: RefSeq, a predicted model, not a curated record
AUGUCCCCGGAGGUAGCGUUCCGGGGGGAAAGCGCAAGGCUUCAGCGGGGAUACACAUAUUAUAUGUAUCACUUGUCUAGAUGUCCCGUAAUCAACUCGACGGCGACGGCUGUAGAUAGUUUUAGAGGCUGUAAAGCAUCAAGGGGUGGAUUUGGAUACGUGGCUCACAUUCGAGUGGGUAUCUCGCGUGUGGUGGACAGCGAACUGCUGUUCGUUAUGCGAGCACACGGCUUCAACCCAUUUGCCUUUGAAUGCCUCCGCGACAUAGGCCUUGAAGGAGCCGUUCUCGAGCGAGCUACACGCGGCGCCGAGUACCUCUCUCCGCCGGUGCCGCAGCAUGUCUCAAAUGCCGCCGCAGACAGAGUGGUCAUCUGCAGGGUCCUCGACCACACCACAGAACAAACCUAUACGAUACAGACGAAAUACCUCUUUGGCGCAGAUGGAGCGCGGAGCUACGUCGCACGCGCGCUCGACUUCAAGUUCAUUACGAAGCUCAGCGGGAAAAGGGCAUGCAAUGUGUUCUUCCGCGCGGAUUUGGACCAUAUCGUCCAGCACAACAAUAGCAGGAGAGGAAGCCGCGUCGCAGGGCUGCACUGCAUUCUCCAGCCUGACCGGUCCAUAUUUCCAGGUGUCGUGGCGCAUCUCCGGGUCGUCCGCCCCUCGACAGAAUGGGCCCUCGUCUGCUUCGGGCCAGAGGGGAGAAACCCGCUAGAUGGAAUGACGGUGAACAACAGUCCGGAGCUUGUCAAGCUCCUGCACGCGCUGAUUGGCGACGGCUCUGUCGAUAUUGAAAUCCUCGCAUUCCACCCGUGGACGGUACGCGAGAGCGUUGCUGAAGAGUAUCGCUAUCCUCGCGAGAACAUCUUACUCGGCGACGCAGCGCACCGCCACCCACCGGCCUUUGGCCUCGGCCUCAACACCGCAUUCCAAGACGCGUACACUCUCGCGUGGAAAGUCGCGUAUGUCUCCGAAGGCCUCGCAGGCCCUGAACUGCUCGGUUCAUACAUACAUGCGCGCAUGUGGGAGGCCCUAGGCAUGUCAGCUAGCACUGGAGACGAGGGCGCGAGGCAGCUUGCACGGAUUGCCGAGGCGAGUCCUGAGGGUGCGGCGAGCCGCCUGAAGAUCCAUGAGGCACUAGGAGAGACUGAAGUCGAGUUGCAGAGUCUGGGAAUUGCCUACAAUCAACGGUAUGAUGCAUCAGAGGAAAUUGCUGGCCCAACACCAAAGAAUGGCAGUAGCGAUCAUGGUGAUAUGAGGACCACUGCUAGACCACCGCUCGUAGGGAACCCAAUAACAACCACCCAGAUCAGCACGUUCCCGGGUAGCCGGCUGCCACACGCCCGACUGGACAUCAUGACGGGGCGCAAGGUGAUUUCCACGCAUUAUCUGGCGAGUAAAGCGUCGUUCUGUGUUUUCUUCGGCGUUGGCGGGGAGCCGUGGCGGGAGGCUGUGGUGGACAUAGGCCAUUCGACGGGCAGCCGAAUCAACGCGUAUGGUAUCGGCUAUGCACUGGAUUAUGCAAACAUUUAUCGGGAAUGGCAGCUGAAGCUAGAAAGGAAAGGACGUAUAUACUGA